Trichoderma asperellum CBS 433.97 is the source of this 1176-nucleotide messenger RNA. NCBI's taxonomy places the organism in Eukaryota, Fungi, Ascomycota, Sordariomycetes, Hypocreales, Hypocreaceae. The record is from RefSeq and is a predicted model, not a curated record.
AUGUCUCAUUCACAGAUACAAACCGAGAAUCGGGAACUGCCCUUAAAUCAGCCAGAGAACUGGCAAGUCAAGUUUCCUCGUUACAUGACAGAGCUUCCUGAAGGUGUCAAUGACAUUAGCAUCACUUAUAUCGGUAUCCAGCCUCGUCAUGAAGAGAAUCCUGCCAAGGGGAUACACACCAAGCUCCACGCCCACGUCACUUCUGCUGUUCAGAGAAAGGUCGUAACGAAAAUUGAGGAUUGGAUCCAGCAAGGAUCCGGAGAACUUGCUCCAAUCUUGUGGGAGAAAAUGUAUGUCGAAGCCGGCUACGAUCUCCCAGAUACAGAAAUAUAUAUUUGCUAUUGGACCGAUAAAGAUGUUGCCAUGGCAGCCACGAACAGUCUCAAUCUACAACAGCUGUAUAAAUCACUUUCGCUUUCAGAACAAGAAGUAGUGGGCUUAUGGCGAGAGUCAUUUUCAGUUCCAAAACCUCGGAUUGAAACAGUUUAUUCUGGAAAUGAUUAUCAGCCAGGCAUCGCUUCUAUCGCAGGUGCUACCCAAGUCGGCCACAAAUUCACUGGAUACUGGGGAGCGGCUCGCGAUCGAUUGCCAGCAUCAUCGCAUGACCUUUUUGAGCCAGAGUAUAAACUUGGCGCUCCAAACUUUGAAAAGGACACCAAAGGUCGUAUCAUUGAAGGAGAAAACAAGGUCUCCGUUGCUCAUAUUCGGUCCGGCCAGUUCUGGGAACGAUGCAAGGACGAUGAGAGAGAGGCAUACGAAAGCACACUUGAGCCCAUAUUGAGAGAGGGAAUGACAUUUCUCGAAGAGAAUGCGGAAGAGACAGGCGACAUCGGGCUGCGCUUCUCUCGUCAUAUGGUCACGAACCGACUUCUCCAAGCAGAAGAGACAGAAAAGACGGCUACAUUGAACGGCAAUGGAAAUACAGAUCGUCGAAGGCUCGAGACGUGCAGCAGCGGCUUCUUCCGCUCUCUCAGGGACAUCGAAGCGUGGUCUUCCAAGCACAAGACGCAUCACAGAAUAUUCCACGGAGCUCAUACCCACUCUACCAAAUUCGGCAAGACGACGUUCAAGUUCCGCUCUUGGCAUGAAAUGUCAGCUUUGAAGCCUGGCGAAUUGACGUUUGAGUACAUCAACUGCCACCCUAGGACGGGCCUGAUUCCAUUCUUUGAUGUGUGA